UCCCACUCCUUCUCCCUGCCCCUGCCCGGCCGCUCUCUCUCUUUCUCUCUUUCUCUCGCAAUUCCCUCCCUCCCAACAUGGUGGUGCUGGGCUCCGGGUGACCCCGAGAGGGGGGAGAAGGCGGAGGCGCAGCGCGGAGGCCCCUGCUCAGCCAUCGCCAACCAUCUCGACAGCCGCGCGCACGCCUAGAGCGCCUAGGCGGCCUUCCCCUUUUCCCACCCCAACCCCCACUCAGCUCUCAGGCAGGCCUAGCCGGGCCGGGCCGGGCCUAGCGCCUUCCGCUUCCUUCACAGCCCUCAGCGGCGGCUGCUACCACAACCACCACCCUGCGCGCUCCGGCAUAGCGGCCUAGGCUAGGCGGCGGCGGAGGCCAGAAGGCGACGCGGAAGAGGAGGGGCGGCGGCGUCUCGCUGUCAGGGGCAGCCCGGCCUGCUUGCAAGCGGCGCCUGCUGGGCCCAAGGCGGGAAGCGGCAGCGCCAGUUCUGGCCACAGCUACUUCUUCCUUUGCAGCUGCAGCUUGAAUUCAGUCUGAUGCAGGAAGAAUUGGGAGCACAAGAGUGUGCACCAUUUUGUCCUUUGCCGCUGUGGAUUGAAGGUACGCAGCCAAUUGAAGGCCGUUUGGCAACGUGCAAGAGCAACCUGCUGAAGUACUGGAAGAACAUGCAAUGGAAGUCUUCAGCUGGAGAGCAAAAAGCCAGUGGGUGGCCUCGGGGUGCUGUGGGUACGAGUGUUGCUGAAUAAUCACUGGCUGACAGCGACAUGACAGAGUAGAAGAUCAGCCUUACAUCUUAUACCAGAGAAGCCAGAUCACAGGAGACAGUUGACAGCACUAUUAAGCCUAUGCUUGGCCCAGCACAAGAGGACCAGCGACAACCUGUUUUUAAUCAACAACACAAAAUUGUGAUCACCCCAAUGUCACCGAAUGGCCACAGCUUGUAAAAGAUCACCAGGAGAACCUCACUCUGAAAAUAUUGAAGCUAGCCGAAUGAAGCGAGCAGCUGCAAAGCAUCUAAUAGAACGCUACUACCAUCAGUUAACUGAGGGCUGUGGAAAUGAAGCCUGCACGAAUGAAUUUUGUGCUUCCUGUCCAACUUUCCUCCGUAUGGAUAACAAUGCAGCAGCCAUUAAAGCCCUCGAGCUUUAUAAGAUUAAUGCAAAACUCUGUGAUCCUCAUCCCUCCAAGAAAGGAACAAGCUCAGCUUACCUAGAAAACAAUUCCAAAGGUGCCCACAACAACUCCUGCACUGACAGAAAAAUGAACAAGAAGGAAAUGCAAGGCCCAAGAGAUGACUUUAAAGAUGUGACAUUCUUAACAGAAGACAAAGUCUAUGAAAUCCUUGAGCUAUGUAGAGAAAAAGAGGACUAUUCACCUUUAAUCCGUGUCAUCGGGAGAGUAUUUUCUAGCGCUGAAGCUUUGGUACAGAGCUUUCGAAAAGCCAAGCAGCAUACUAAGGAAGAACUGAAAUCUCUUCAAGGAAAGGAUGAAGAUAAGGAUGAAGAUGAAAAGGAAAAAGCUGCCUGUUCUUCUGCCAUGGAAGAAGAUUCGGUUGCACCAUCAUCAUCAUCAUCCAGAACAGACGAUUCCACACAGGGGGAUAACAACCUACAAAAAUUAGGGCCAGAAGAAGUGUCUGUAGACAUUGAUGCAGUCAGACGGGUCUACAAUAAAUUGCUUUCUAACGAAAAAAUAGAAUCUGCCUUUUUAAAUGCACUUGUGUACUUGUCGCCCAAUGUGGAAUGUGACUUGACUUACCAUAAUGUGUACUCUCGGGAUCCUAACUAUCUCAACUUGUUUAUUAUCGUUAUGGAAAAUGGUAAUCUUCACAGUCCUGAGUACCUGGAAAUGGCACUGCCAUUGUUUUGCAAAGCAAUGAGUAAGCUACCCCUCGCAGCUCAAGCGAAGCUGGUCAGAUUGUGGUCAAAGUAUAGCGCAGACCAGAUCCGACGGAUGAUGGAAACGUUUCAGCAACUUAUAACCUACAAGGUCAUAAGCAACGAGUUCAACAGUCGCAACUUAGUGAAUGACGACGAUGCCAUUGUCGCUGCUUCAAAGUGCUUAAAAAUGGUUUACUAUGCAAAUGUAGUGGGAGGGGAUGUGGACACGGAUCACAACGAGGAGGAAGAUGAAGAGCCAAUCCCAGAAUCCAGCGAGCUAACGCUUCAGGAACUGCUGGGCGAGGAGAGAAGAAAUAAAAAAGGACCCCGAGUAGACCCACUGGAAACGGAACUUGGUGUAAAAACUAUAGAUUGCCGAAAACCACUUAUCCCCUUUGAAGAGUUUAUCAAUGAGCCACUGAAUGACGUUCUAGAAAUGGACAAAGAUUACACCUUCUUCAAGGUAGAAACAGAAAACAAAUUCUCCUUUAUGACGUGCCCCUUUAUAUUGAAUGCUGUCACGAAAAACCUGGGAUUGUAUUAUGACAACAGAAUCCGUAUGUACAGUGAACGGCGCAUCACCGUACUCUACAGUUUAGUUCAAGGACAGCAGUUAAAUCCGUAUUUGCGGCUCAAAGUGAGACGGGAUCACAUCAUAGAUGAUGCUCUUGUCCGGUUAGAAAUGAUUGCCAUGGAAAAUCCAGCAGAUUUGAAAAAACAAUUGUAUGUGGAAUUUGAAGGAGAACAAGGGGUUGAUGAAGGAGGAGUUUCCAAAGAGUUUUUCCAGCUAGUUGUAGAGGAAAUCUUCAACCCAGAUAUUGGAAUGUUCACUUACGACGAGUCUACAAAAUUGUUUUGGUUUAAUCCAUCGUCUUUUGAAACUGAGGGACAGUUUACACUGAUUGGAAUUGUGCUGGGUCUGGCCAUUUACAAUAACUGUAUUCUGGACGUCCAUUUCCCAAUGGUUGUCUACAGGAAACUAAUGGGCAAAAAAGGAACUUUCCGUGACCUGGCAGACUCUCACCCUGUUCUCUAUCAAAGCUUAAGAGACUUGUUGCAGUAUGAGGGAAGCGUGGAAGAUGAUAUGAUGAUAACCUUCCAGAUAUCUCAUACGGAUCUCUUUGGUAAUCCAAUGAUGCACGAUUUAAAGGAAAAUGGAGAUAAAAUCCCUAUUACAAAUGAAAACAGAAAGGAAUUUGUGAAUCUGUAUUCUGAUUACAUUCUCAACAAAUCAGUAGAGAAGCAGUUUAAGGCCUUUCGAAGAGGAUUCCACAUGGUAACCAACGAAUCUCCCCUAAAAUAUUUAUUUAGACCCGAAGAGAUUGAAUUGCUCAUUUGCGGAAGUAGGAAUCUAGACUUUCAAGCUCUAGAAGAAACUACAGAGUAUGAUGGCGGCUAUACCAGAGACUCUCUAAUUAUUAGAGAAUUUUGGGAAAUAGUCCAUUCAUUUACAGACGAGCAAAAAAGACUAUUCCUCCAGUUUACAACAGGCACAGACAGAGCCCCAGUAGGAGGACUCGGAAAACUAAAGAUGAUUAUAGCCAAAAAUGGCCCCGACACAGAAAGGUUACCGACGUCUCACACAUGCUUUAAUGUCCUUUUGCUUCCAGAGUACUCCAGCAAAGAAAAACUUAAAGAGAGAUUGUUGAAGGCCAUCACAUAUGCCAAAGGAUUUGGCAUGCUGUAACGAAAAUAAAUAAAAUAACAAAAGGGAUUUAAAAGAUUUGGUGGUGAUGGUGUCCCUGUCCAAAAUAAAUAAAUAAAAUAACCCCCAACCCCCCCCACACCCCACAAAAGGCCAUAAGAUAUAGAAAGCUACAGUAGUCACUCGUGUUUGUGCCCCCUUCUUCACUUGGGGACAUUGGGCUGGAACAGCAGAUUUCAGCUGCUUCUAUGAACAAAUUAUUUUUCUUUUAGCGUGAAAGUGUUACAUAUUCUUUCACUUGUAUGUACAGAGAGGUUUUCCUGAAUAUUUAUUUUAAAGGGUUAAAUCACUUUUGCUUGUGUUUAUUACUGCUUGAAGUUGAGCCUUUUUCUUUUUCUUUUUUUCCUUUUUUGAGUAUUUACAAGAAAACGAAACUGUACUCUCCCGAGGAAAAAUAUUGCCAUCAUUUGUAGAUUGUGUAACCUUUUUAAGUAUGUGCUACAUUUUUUCAUCCCAGUUUAAUCAAAUCAAAAAUCAAGAACUUAUACUUUUUUGGACAGUUUUGCUUUUGAAACUUGAAGUCUUGGAAAGCGAAAUGGUGUGAUGCAAUGACUGCUGUUCUAGCCCCCAAAGAAAUGUGUGGAAAAAUCUUUAGACUCAAUAAAAAUGGAAGGGAGAACUUUGGAAUGUUUAACUGCAGCCUUGAGAACUUUUACUUUAGUCACAGCACAACGAUUAAAAAAAAUAAUCUCAUUUCAAUAUAUAUGUUGUCUUUCACAUGUCUUGUCUUGUAGCAUACAGUGUUUUUAAUUAGAAAGGUUUCUAGCUGUAUGAAAGCGUAAACAUAGCUAGGUUGGGUUUUGUCUUUUCUUUUUUUUUUCUUUUUCUUUUUUAAAGUUGUUUACUGGGAAAAGUGCAUUUUCAGCCAAACAGCAUUAGAGUAGGAUGAAAUGUGUUGUUGGAGAAAUUGGAACGUUGGGUCUAUAAUCAAAAGCAUGUGAAGUGCACUUAAAACGAAAUUUUAAUUGCCUAUUAUGUUGACAUUUUAAAUAGACAAUCCAGUCUUCCCUGCAAGUUAUUUUAAUGAAUUGUUGUUCCUUUUUCAAGUCGUAUGAUCAGUGGUGCAGCCAAGGGAUUCUUCACCUCCUCCCCACCCCCACCCCAGUUUAGCAAUGGUGGGGGAAUAAUUAAACAUCUUAAGGGCAAGUUUGCAUUGUAAUACUCCCAGUUAUUCAUUGUAUGUCUCGGAAAUAAACCCUAAGCUCACUUCCAUCUCUUACAUAACAUGCCAUAGGUUUGGAGUGUUUUAAGUCUGCAUCCUACAUCAGAGGGACGGAUCCCUUACCUUUCUACAGAUUGUCCCUGCACGCUGGUGAUCUCCUCUGUAACAGUAUAAAAUAAAGGGACUGUACAUUUUUAA
Molecule: messenger RNA, 4940 nt
Organism: Lacerta agilis (Sand lizard)
Lineage: Eukaryota; Metazoa; Chordata; Lepidosauria; Squamata; Lacertidae
Gene: UBE3A
Product: ubiquitin protein ligase E3A
Exons: 15
Coding region: 923-3562 (879 amino acids)
Biological process (GO): protein polyubiquitination; ubiquitin-dependent protein catabolic process
Molecular function (GO): ubiquitin protein ligase activity
Source: RefSeq, a predicted model, not a curated record